CUUAAUUUAACUCUUCUUCGGGGACUAGUUUAAAGAAGUGAGGUUUGCUGAAUUUGUGUAGCCAACUGAAACUGAAGAUGAAGAUGAAAAGGAUAACCACAAGACCUCCAUCUCGAGGUAAUCUUCCUUCUUUCAUUUUUACCAUUCUGCGGAAUCCAAGUAGGGGAUUUCAUUCCGACGCUGUUAAUGCUAAUCCUACUUGUACGCAUACAAUUAAACGAACCCAUUUGGUGUCGGAGAGUAUGAUUCAGACUCGAUGCAAAUCUGGAAAAAUUAGGAAAGAUGAAGCUUUGGGUUACUUUAAUUCCAUGAUUCAAACCAAACCCUUGCCCUCUAUUUGGACUUUCAAUUGUUUGUUGGGGGCACUAUCCAAGAUGAAGCAAUAUUCUGCUGUGGUUUCUAUGUGUAAACAGUUGAUGGGUUACGCUCAUUUCGGACCUGAUGUCAGUACAAUGACUAUUUUUAUGAAUUGCUUGUGCCGUCUGAACCGGGUGGAUUUGGGUUUCCCUGUUUUAGCAAUUACCCUUAAAUACGGUCUUCAACCCAAUGCUUAUUCUAUGAAUACUUUGCUUCAUGGAUUGUGUAAAGAAAGCCGAAUGGAUGAUGCCUUGACCCUAUUUCGAGAUAUGAUCAGCAAAAGUGUUGUACCGGAUAUUAUCAGUUAUAACACUUUGAUUCAUGGGUUAUGCAACAUGAGUCGCUGGGAAGAAGUGCUCCCUCUUUUUGAAGGAAUGGAAGAUCAUGGAGUCAGGCCAGAUGUUGUCACCUACACCACUUUAAUUUAUGCGUUGUGCCGAUCGGGGAGGUUGGAAAAAGCCAAGAGCUUCUUGGUUUGCAUGCUUAACAGUGGAAUUUCACCCGAUGUAUACACCUAUAAUGUUCUUAUGAACACUCUUUGCAAGGAAGAAAGAAUUCAAGAAGCGCUUACUCUGUUGGAAACUAUGACAACGAAAGGCAUAAAGCCUAACGUUGUCACUUUUAAUUCCUUGAUUUCUGCUUCAUGCAAGUCGGGUAACUGGGAGGAAGCUGUGAUGUUAUUUAAAACCAUGAUUGAUCAUGGAGUCUUGCCUGAUAUUGUUACAUACAAUUCUGUACUGGAUGCUUUAUGCAAGGAAGGGAAGACAACAGAGGCACUGAAUCUUGUCAACGAAAUGUUCCGUAGAGGGGAAAAGCCUGAUGUUGUGACUUACAGCUCUUUAAUUAAAGGAUUGUGUCGUACCAGCCAAUGGAAAGAAGCCACAAGGUUGUUUGAUGAAAUGGUAUGCCAUGGAAUCUUACCUAAUUUCAUAACUUUGAAGAUACUUUCGGGUGCUCUCUGCAAUGAAGUGAUGACUGAUGAGGUUCGCGAAGAAUUUAAGGCGAGAAUAGAUGGAGCUUUGUAGCUUGGUAAGGAAAUGGUCCAAAAAGGAUUGAUGCCCGGUCUGGAAACGGGAAGAACUUUAAGAGGUUCUUUGUCCUACUGCUUCAUGUGCAGAACAACACGUUACAUGGUUUGAAAUUUAUAUGAAUGAAGAGUGGUCAUAUAUUAGUGAUA
This is a messenger RNA of Pyrus x bretschneideri (Chinese white pear), 1534 nucleotides long. RefSeq names its product pentatricopeptide repeat-containing protein At1g63130, mitochondrial-like. Gene Ontology annotation, molecular function: protein binding. The record is from RefSeq and is a predicted model, not a curated record. The transcript has a single exon. The coding region runs from base 78 to 1382 and encodes 434 amino acids. Lineage: Eukaryota; Viridiplantae; Streptophyta; Magnoliopsida; Rosales; Rosaceae.